Molecule: messenger RNA, 1736 nt
Organism: Pyrus x bretschneideri (Chinese white pear)
Lineage: Eukaryota; Viridiplantae; Streptophyta; Magnoliopsida; Rosales; Rosaceae
Exons: 7
Coding region: 345-1493 (382 amino acids)
Source: RefSeq, a predicted model, not a curated record
CUCCGUUUCAAAGGAAAGUAGGAGGGGCGUUGACGAACGCAACAGACAGACAGGUGAGUUUCGGAAGAAAGAGAGCCGAUUCAUUCGGCUGAAGGCGGAGGAAGGAGAUCUUCUUCUCUGUGACUGUACUAGGGUUUCCAAAAACUAGGGCUUUCGUCAUCCGCCCUCUUCAGUUUCCAAUCCGUGCAGUCGCAGGGAGACUCUGUUUUUCCGGAAGCAAAACGCAGGAAAAAGAGAGCAAAAGCUCGGGUUUUGAAUGAGAGGCGAGUGUCAUAGGCUCAGAAAUUGAUUUGGGAAUUACGGUUUUGAAAUUCGAUUGCGUGGAGGAAAGAGGGUAGUCGGAAAUGGCUUACAGAAGAAGGCAGCAGGUUUCGUCGUCGUCAUCGACAUCAAGCACGAGCUUUCGAUUUGAAGAAGAGGAAGAUAAAUCUCGGUACCCGCUACCUUUGCUGCAGUCCGACGAUUCGCUUGCGGCCAAAGCUAUUCGAGCCUCGUCGGCGCAUCGCGACUCCUCUCUCUCCUCCGCUUACGCUGCUCGCGGUGCCCAGGCUCCUGUCAACUCCUCCUCCCCAACGUCCUCAUUGCCUUCCCGAUAUUCCAACCCCUCCACUACUGCAUCCUCUUCUCCGUCCUCCAAGUCGCAUGAGUAUACUUCAUUCAAGAAUGUGAAUGAAUCCAAACAUGGGUUUUGGGGUGUUCUUGCUAGAAAAGCCAAAGCCAUUCUCGACGACGACGAUAAUGGGGCUCAAGAUUAUGAUUCACCCCGAACAACAAGGGUGGACAUGCCAUCUACACCUACAAGGGGUAAGUAUCCUGAACCAAACCAAUUUGUUGAGAGCCGCGGAAAGACAGAGAAUCCCCCAUUACAGAAGGGAUUGGGUGCAUUUACAUCAUCACUUAGUUACAUUAGUGGCACCAUUGGGAAUGCUUUGGAGGAGGGUCGUACGAUUGUUGAGAAGGGGACUGCAGACAUUAUUCAAGAGACUCGUAAGCAUAUCAGGAAAAAGCCUAGUGAUUCUGUGCAAAAAUCACAACCUCAGACGCAAGCUGACCUCGAACUCCAAUUGAAGGCAUCUCGCGACGUUGCAAUGGCAAUGGCUGCCAAAGCAAAACUUCUUCUUCGGGAGUUGAAGACUGUCAAAGCAGAUUUUGCUUUUGCGAAGGAGCGAUGUGCUCAGCUGGAGGAAGAAAACAAAAUCCUUCGGGAGAAUCGUGAAAGGGGAGACAACCCUGAAGAUGAUGAUAUGAUAAGACUGCAAUUGGAAACCCUGUUGGCAGAAAAGGCUAGAUUGGCACACGAAAAUUCAGUAUAUGCACGUGAAAACCGUUUCCUAAGGGAGGUUGUCGAAUAUCACCAACUCACUAUGCAGGAUGUUGUAUACUUGGAUGAGGGAAAUGAAGAAGUCACCGAAGUUUAUCCCAUCAAGGUCAUCCCUCCUUAUCCUUCACAGCCAUCAGAAGUCCAGGGAGCUUCCCAAAAUACUUCCCAAUGAUGGAAAAUGGCACCGAAUAACGCUGAAUCUUUUCCUCUUUGAUUGGCAAGGGGAUAUGUACUUUCAACAAAGGCUUAAAUUUGUAGCAAUAUUAUCUGUUGUUUGUAAUAUACUUUUUGCCAUGUAUAAUCGGUCCUCCCAAUCGCUUGGCCUGUAUGUGAUGUAGUUCAUGUGUUGUGAGUUUUAAGCUUUCAAGCUUGUGAUUCCACAACGUUAAUUUAUUAGUGCUUGGGAGUUGAAUUA